This is a messenger RNA of Salarias fasciatus (jewelled blenny), 808 nucleotides long. RefSeq lists its product as uncharacterized. NCBI's taxonomy places the organism in Eukaryota, Metazoa, Chordata, Actinopteri, Blenniiformes, Blenniidae. The transcript is spliced from 5 exons. Bases 26 to 808 code for a protein of 260 amino acids. The record is from RefSeq and is a predicted model, not a curated record.
UGGUGACUGAAACCUUGUUGGACACAUGGAACAUUGGCUGUGGAUUCUUCUUGCUGCUCUUUUCUUUGAGUGUAAAGGAGAAGACAAAGUGAUGCAGCCAUCAGGAGAUGUUCCUGCUGCUGAAGGAGACUCAGUUACACUGAAUUGUACUUUUGAAACCUCCUCCACAGUUCCGACUUUGUUCUGGUACAAACAAUCAGUGAACAGUUAUCCAGAGUACAUUUUGAAACUUGUUUCCAAGAAAGUCUAUAAUGCAGAAGAUUUCCCCAAAGACAGAUUUGGUGCUGAGCUCAAAGACAAAUCAGUUCCUCUGAAGAUCCAGAAGCUUGAGCUGUCUGACUCUGCUGUGUACUACUGUGCUCUGCAGCCCACAUUACUCAUCACUGCAGAUAUGAGGCCUCUGUUCAUCUCAGUGCUGCUGGCUGCUAUGAGCCUUGGAUGCAGAGCUCAAAAAGACAACGUGCUGCAACCAAGAGGAGAAGUGACUGCUGAUGAAGGACACUCAGUAACACUGGACUGUCUCUAUAACAUCAGUUAUGGUUCAAAUGAGUAUCUCUUCUGGUACAAACAGGAAGGAAACAAAAGCCCCAAAUUCAUCCUGAGUCGCUUUAAAGUCGGUGAGGGGAAAACAGAGGAUGAAGAAAAAUAUUCAUCCACACUGGAUUCCAGCUUGAGAUCAGUUCCUCUGACGAUCCAGAAGCUUGAGCUGUCUGACUCUGCUGUGUACUACUGUGCUCUGCAGCCCACAGUGACAGGAAACAGCUCAACUGUGGACGAAAACCUCUGGAGCAAAGACAACACAAUUUAG